Messenger RNA from Zophobas morio, 3621 nucleotides. Its product is annotated as lysosomal alpha-glucosidase-like. Gene Ontology annotation, biological process: carbohydrate metabolic process. The record is from RefSeq and is a predicted model, not a curated record. Gene Ontology annotation, molecular function: alpha-1,4-glucosidase activity; carbohydrate binding. NCBI's taxonomy places the organism in Eukaryota, Metazoa, Arthropoda, Insecta, Coleoptera, Tenebrionidae. The transcript has 14 exons. Bases 272 to 3307 code for a protein of 1011 amino acids.
CGCGAGACGUUCGAUUGGCUAUUUUAAUUAACUCGUUUUGUGUCUCCUCCUCCCCUGCGACUUUUUGAGGUUAUUCGUUAAGUGUCAUAACAAAGCCGACGAUGUUAUCACAAAAUUCCAGUAAAAUCCGUUGAAGAUAAGCAGAACUCUUUCUAAUCACCGAACGAGGGUUGUUCAACUUUACACAACGCCUUUUUAUCGCAUUAUCAUGAAUCAUUUCCAACAGAUACGUAGUUAAAUUUCCCAUCCAACAGUCGAUUUUUCGUUGAAAAUGACGCGGAUUCGUUACCUGCUGCAAGCGUUUCGGGCGCGCCGCAACCGCCACUUGUCUAGAACCGAUUCAGUGUCUUUCGAAGCCUUCUGUAACGAAGCCCCCAUCCAGAAACACCCGACAACCAAAGAGUCGUCUUUGAACGGCGACUUCAACGUGUCCCCCUUGAAGAAACAACGAAGCGGCGAAGCCUACGUCCGUUUUUCGAGUCAGAAAUAUGAGCCGAACUGCACCCGUCCUAGUCUGCCAGCGGUCCUGCUGGUCAUCGCGUUACUGGCUGUGUUUUUAGUCCUUCCGUUGAUAUAUUUGUUACACUGUUUUGGAGUGAUUUACGUACAAGAGCGCUAUGAACAUCCAACUCUACCGGAACAGAGCCACUUCGUGCAAAAACCAGUCGAAAGAAGUAUAGUUCUUCCGAAAAUUUUACCCCCGCCGCCGAAACCCGACUACGGUAAAUGUAAAAUUAUUGAUGAACAAGACAGGUUGGAUUGUUUUCCGGAAAAUGGGGCCAACCAGCAAGGGUGUGAGGCCAGAGGGUGUUGUUGGAUACCCGCUAAAAAGAAACCCAAAGUGGGGGUUCCCUUAGCUGUUCCCUAUUGUUUUUAUCCCACUAACUACGCCACUUAUAAUUACGUUAAUAUCACGGAGACGGCGUACGGGUUGGAGGCGUAUUUGCGGCGAAAUUUCUCAACAGCGUAUCCCGGGGACGUGGAUAUAAUAAAACUGAGUGCUAGAUUUGAAACGGAAGCGCGUCUACACAUCAAGAUUACAGAUCCGUUGAAAAAUAGAUUCGAGCCCCCGUAUCCAGAAGUCCCGGUUGUGGACAAAGCAGCCACCAAACUCUUCUAUUUGUUCGACAUUGACCCCAUGAAGUCUGGAUUCAGAGUCAUCAGAAAAUCCGACAACGUCGUAAUAUUUGACACUCUAGACUUGCCUAAUUUAAUCUUCUCUAACCAAUUUUUACAAUUAACGGGGAAACUACCAUCGAAAUACAUAUACGGGAUCGGGGAGCACCGUGGUCGCUUUUUGCUAUCCACCCAGUGGUCCAGAUUCACCCUGUUCAACCACGACUCCAUCCCAUCGUUCGACAAAAACCUGUACGGAAGUCACCCAUUUUACCUAAUUGUGGAAAAUUCGACCAAAAGUCACGGUUUCUAUCUUCACAAUUCGAACGCGAUGGAUGUUAUAUUGCAGCCGACGCCCGCGGUUACGUUUCGUCCAAUCGGCGGCGUUCUAGACUUCUACUUUUUCUUAGGCCCCUCCCCUAGUGACGUUGUCAGUCAAUACACGGAGCUGAUUGGGAGACCGUACAUGCCGCCUUAUUGGGGGCUGGGCUUCCAUUUGUGUCGCUUUGGGUACAGGACGCUGAGUCGGACUAGACUGGUGAUGCAACGAAACAUCGAUGCUGGGAUUCCAUUGGACACCCAGUGGAACGAUUUAGACUACAUGAAAAACAGCAACGACUUCACCGUUGAUCCGGUUAAUUUCAAAGGUCUAGCGGAGUUUGUCAAAGAGCUACACGGACGCGGUAUGCACUAUAUACCUCUCGUGGACGCAGGCGUCAGCGGGAGUGAAACUCCAGGUACUUACCCACCCUACGACGAAGGCGUCAAGAUGGACAUCUUCGUGAAAAACUCAACCGGUCAAAUAUUCAUAGGAAAAGUUUGGAAUAAUGGGAGCACCGUGUGGCCCGACUUCACCCACCCCACCACCGUCGACUACUGGACCCUCAUGCUUAAAUCCCUCCACGACGUAGUCCCCUUUGAUGGCGCCUGGAUCGACAUGAACGAACCCUCCAACUUCCUCUCGGGCUCCUUCACCGGGUGCCCCAAAUCCACCCUAGAAAGCCCUCCGUACUUACCCAACAUCGACGGCGGCGUCAUAAAUUUCAAAACUAUGUGUAUGUCAGCUAAGCACUACGCAGGGUUGCACUACGACGUACAUAACCUAUACGGGUUUACAGAGGCCAUAGUGACAAGUUUCGCUAUGUCGGAAAUCCGGGGUAAAAGACCCAUGGUGAUAUCGCGCUCGACGUUCGCGGGACAUGGCCACUACGCUGGUCACUGGAGUGGGGACGUCGUGUCUGAUUGGCUAGACAUGCGCUAUUCAAUACCACAGUUGUUGAGUUUCAGCUUGUUCGGAAUCCCGCUCAUGGGGGCAGAUAUUUGUGGGUUCAACGGAAACACGACUAGGACUCUAUGCAAUAGGUGGACUCAACUGGGGGCGUUUUAUCCCUUUUCCCGGAAUCAUAACACGGAUGACGGGAUUGACCAAGAUCCUGUGGCGAUGGGUCCCGAAGUGACCAUUUCAGCCCGAAAAGCGCUAUCUGUAAGGUACCAACUGCUACCCUAUCUGUACACGUUGUUCUGGGAAGCCCACGUCAAGGGUGAUACCGUGUCACGCCCUCUAUUCUUCGAGUUUAUCAACGACGUACAAACCUAUGACGUCGAUACCCAGUUUUUGUGGGGUCCGGGCUUGAUGGUGGUUCCAGUUUUGGAGGAAAACGCGACUGCAGUGACAGCGUAUUUACCCAAGGGGUUAUGGUACGAUUAUUACACCAAGUCGCCCAUUAUCAGUAAAGGCGAAAGUGUUAAUUUGUCGGCGCCGCUGGACACUAUACCAUUACUGAUAAGAGGGGGCUAUAUUUUGCCCCAACAGGCCCCUGAACAAACCACCACCAAGACGCGUCUAAACAAGAUCGAGAUUUUGGCGGCGGCCGACGAACAAUUGAAUGCCUACGGGCAGCUGUAUUGGGACGACGGCGAUUCGCUCAAUUUGUACGAGGAAAAACAAUAUUCUUUGCUCAAUUUUUGGAUGGAGAAGGGGGUCCUGAGGACCGAGAACGUCUUCUGGUGUAAUAAUGAGACUCCUCCGAACUUGGGGGCGGUGACAAUCAUAGGUCUUAAUGAACCCGUUUCCGAGGUACUGGUGAAUAACGUGGCACAAGCCUUCAGAUAUGACACUAUUCAUAAGUAUCUCCUGAUCGAAAAUUUGAACGUUGGACUACAGAAACCUGUAGUUGUGACGUGGAAGUAAGGUUGUGAUUUAGAUGACUGUACUUAAGUCUCGCUGAGUGGUGUGGAACGAUUUCUUCUGCAGUACUUACCCGGGACGAAGUACUGUAACCAUGACAGACGCGUCAUGCGUAUUAUUAUUACCAGCACCACCAAAGAUUUGUGUGCCAAUUAGUGGUUCUGCUGUAGCUCAUUAGUGGAUGUUUAAGGCUGUUUGGAAUCGACUGAUUUAUCUUAAGCUUAAGUGUUGAUACUUUAGAGUAGGGUUUAUGGAAUAUUUGCUUGAGUAGUUUAUCGUUCUUGAGUUUCAAAGUAUAAUAAAGAUAACAAUCACAA